AUGACUUGCAGAUCCCCUUGUCUCCGUGUCUUUGCCCUCCGCAAGGGCGCUCCGUGCGGGCCUCUUAUACCACCCGACCGCCGACACGAAGAACUAGAGCUUUCCAUCAUGGAGAGCCAGAAGAGUCGGCGUCGAAGAGGGCCCCCAACGCAGGAACCGCCACAGUCUCCCAAACAGGUUGCACCGCAGCCUCCACCCCGUCCCUGGCUGACCUGGUCGCUGGCCACGGUCCUGCUGCUGGGAUUGACCUAUUUCCUCCGUCCCGAUAUCUACUUGACAAAUUGGAUUGGUCCAUUGCUGGGUCACGGCCAUCUCCAGGGGCUUGCCGAUGACAUCGACCAGGAGGCCACGUUGCGUCCGCGCAUUGAAUUGCACCCCGAGCAUCAUGUGUAUCGCGCGCCCGUCACACAUUAUCUGGACUGGCGGGUCACAACGGGCCAGCGGAGGCCCGACGGCGUCCUGAAAGAAGUAUUUUUGAUCAAUGAUCUGUUCCCUGGUCCCACCAUUGAGGCUCGUUCGGGAGAUACAUUGGUGAUCACCGUCAUUAAUUCUAUGACAGAGCAUCCCGUGGCUCUGCAUUGGCAUGGUCUUCAUGUUCCUAAUGGCGUGGAUGGCGCGGCGGCGGUAUCGCAAUGCCCAAUUGCACCAGGCGCCCAAUAUGUCUAUAACGUCAGCCUCCCCGCAACCCAGAGUGGGACAUUUUGGUAUCAUGCGCAUGCUGGGGUGUCGCGGGGAGAUGGACUGUAUGGCGGACUGGUCGUCCAUGCGCCAGCAUCCAAGUCGACGGUGCGAGGGUUGAUGGCCCGAGGUGGGAGCGAUCUCGAUCGAUAUGGCUACGACAAGGAGCUGCUGCUCCUCAUUGGUGAUUGGUAUCAUCCUCCAGCAGAGGACGUGCUCGCCUGGUAUAAAAACCCAGGCAAUUUCGGCAACGAGCCAGUUCCGGACUCGCUCCUUGUCAAUGGAGUAGGAAAGUUUGACUGCGGCAUGGCAGUGCGGGCGCGUCCGUUGGACUGUAUCCCGCAUCUAAUGGACAGCUCAUUCCUCAACCUCGACCCGAACCGAUCCUACCGCAUACGCGUCGUGAACACGGGAUCUCUCGGAGGUUUCUCUCUCGAUUUCGACCGAGAGAACCUGGAACUCCUCCAGGUAGAUAGUGUUGAUGUGGAGCGAUCACAGCAGAAAGAUGUCAACCGUGUGGGGAUUCUCUACCCGGGACAACGCAUGGACUUUGUCCUACGCCCUUCAGCGAAGGAGGGAAAAGGACCGUCGUCCAUGAUGGUGGAGCUGGAUCAAGAGUGCUUCAAGUACAUGAAUCCAGCCCUAACACCCGACCAACUCUUCCCCAUCUACUACAACGGCAUAUCCGACCCAGAUCGUAUGACUCUUGUCCCCAGUAUCCGCAAUAAGCUCAACAUCCAGGAGAUACCAUCAUCCGCUUCAAUCCUGGCAACUCUCCCCGAGAAAGCCGACGAAACUCACGUCGUCUAUACCAAAAUCCAGAAAAUGGCUCGAAAUAAUAACUCGCCAUAUGGAUAUUUCAACAUGACAACGUGGAAACCGCAAAGCGAUCCUCUAGUCCCACUGAUUGCUCUCCCCCGCGAAAAUUGGGACGCGAACCAGUUUUCAUUAACCACAGGGCCGGGUUCAAGAUGGGUAGAUCUAGUCGUGAACAACCUCGACGAAGGUCCCCAUCCAUUCCACCUGCACGGCCACCACUUCUUCAUCCUAGCAAUCCACGAAUCCACCUUCGGCUGGGGCUCCUACAACCCCUUCGAAGACCCGGUCCCAACCGGCUUCGACGCAGAAACUGACCCUGCUCAACCCUAUGAUCUCUCGCGCGCCGCACUCCGCGAUACAGUGCAGAUUCCCAGUCGCGGAUACGCGGUUCUCCGCUUCCGGGCUGAUAACCCGGGCAUUUGGCUGUUUCAUUGCCAUAUUCUCUGGCACUUGGCGACGGGCAUGGCGAUGCUGAUUGAUGUUCAGGGUGAUCCGGCUGGGCUGGUUGCUCAUGAUGCAUCGGUGCUUCCUGCGGGCGAAAUUUGUCCCCCAUUAAGAGCAUAA
Penicillium argentinense is the source of this 2061-nucleotide messenger RNA. Its product is annotated as multicopper oxidase-domain-containing protein. The transcript has 7 exons. NCBI's taxonomy places the organism in Eukaryota, Fungi, Ascomycota, Eurotiomycetes, Eurotiales, Aspergillaceae. Gene Ontology annotation, molecular function: copper ion binding; oxidoreductase activity. The coding region runs from base 1 to 2061 and encodes 686 amino acids. The record is from RefSeq and is a predicted model, not a curated record.